Molecule: messenger RNA, 4308 nt
Organism: Oncorhynchus masou masou (cherry salmon)
Lineage: Eukaryota; Metazoa; Chordata; Actinopteri; Salmoniformes; Salmonidae
Product: E3 SUMO-protein ligase PIAS1-like
Exons: 13
Coding region: 7-1956 (649 amino acids)
Biological process (GO): regulation of transcription by RNA polymerase II; protein sumoylation
Cellular component (GO): chromatin
Molecular function (GO): SUMO ligase activity; transcription coregulator activity; zinc ion binding
Source: RefSeq, a predicted model, not a curated record
UACAAGAUGGCGGAGAGUGCGGAACUGAAGCAAAUGGUGAUGAGCCUUCGUGUUUCAGAGCUACAAGUGUUACUAGGCUACGCAGGACGCAACAAACACGGCCGCAAACACGAACUGUUGACCAAAGCCCUGCAUCUCCUUAAGGCCGGCUGCAGCCCCGCUGUCCAGAUGAAGGUGAAGGAGCUGUACAGACGCCGCUUCCCCACCAAGAUGGUGUCUCCGGUGGACCUGGCCCUGCCCAGUGUCCACUCCACCCUGUCUGGGGGCCUCACCUCGCUGGGGUUUGACAGCCACGGGUCCCCCUCGCCCCUCUCCCUGCUUGGGCCCAAACACGAGCUGGGCCUGCCCCACCUGCCCUCCUCCCUUCACCCCGUACACCCUGACGUCAAGCUACAGAGACUGCCCUUUUAUGACAUGCUGGAUGAGCUCAUCAAACCCACCAGCCUGGCCUCAGACAACAGUCAGCGGUUUCAAGAGACGUGUUAUGCCUUUGCACUGACACCUCAGCAGGUCCAGCAGAUCAGCAGCUCCAUGGACAUCUCUGGGACCAAGUGUGACUUUGCGGUCCAGGUUCAGUUAAGGUUUUGUUUAUCAGAGACGAGUUGUACCCAGGAGGAUCAUUUCCCGUCCAGCCUGUGUGUGAAAGUCAACAGCAAGCCCUGCAACCUCCCGGGCUACCUUCCUCCAACCAAAAACGGAGUGGAACCCAAACGGCCGAGUCGCCCCAUCAACAUCACGUCACUGGUCAGACUGUCCACCACAGUGCCCAACACUAUCGUGGUGUCGUGGACCUCAGAGAUAGGCAGGAGUUUCUCCAUGGCAGUCUACCUGGUCAGACAGCAGACAUCCACAACCCUGCUACAGAGACUACGAGCCAAAGGCAUCCGCAACCCAGACCACUCCAGGGCUCUCAUCAAAGAGAAGUUAACGGCUGACCCGGACAGUGAGAUUGCGACCACCAGUCUACGAGUCUCUCUACUCUGUCCGCUGGGGAAGAUGCGUCUGAUGAUCCCGUGCAGAGCGUUGACGUGUUCCCACCUCCAGUGUUUCGACGCUACGCUGUACAUCCAGAUGAAUGAGAAGAAACCCACGUGGGUGUGUCCUGUCUGUGAUCAGAAGGCCCCCUACCAACACCUCAUCAUCGACGGGUUGUUCAUGGAGAUUCUGAACAGCUGUGAGGACUGUGACGAGAUCCAGUUUAAAGAGGACGGGAACUGGUAUCCCAUGAGGUCGAAGAAGGAGGUCACAGAGGUGUCUGCUUCAUUCAACGGGGAGGACGACUCGUGUCGGACAGUAGAAUCAGAGCCCCACAGGAACAGCUCAUCCCACAGCAGUACCAAUAAGGUGGUGGUGAUUGAUCUGACUCUGGACAGCUCUUCAGACGAUGAUCUGGACGAUGAGCCUCCUCUCAAGAGGGCCUGUCCCUCCUCCUCGCUGUCCCCUGCCUCGCCGCCUGUCAGCAAGGGAGUGUUGAACCUCCACAGCCAGGCGUCUCCAGUGGCCAGAGCUCCCAGCAUGCCUCCUGUUGAGACCAGCUACAUCCCCCCUCCACCUCCCCUCAUACAGGACUACAGCCACUACUACCACACCCCCAAUGACCUGGACCUCAACUUCUUCUCAUUCCUCCAGGGAGACAACCAUCAGCAUUACAACAUGGUGAUGGCAGCGGCGGCCUCUGCCUCAGAAGACCAUGACCUUCUCCUCAACCGCUUCCUGCCGUAUAGCUCCUCCCAGAUGUUCCUGGACCAACCAGGGACCCCCGGGGGCGGGAGCAAUGCCCUGCCAGCAGCCAAUGGGGGCAGCAACAGCGGGAGCAGCUCCAGUCUUGUUUCAUCUAAUAGUUUAAGAGAGAGGGAUGUAGAGAGGGAUGGAGAGCGGGACAGCCAGUCGAGCAGGUCUGAUGCAGCGGCAGCAGUCAUAUAUGGCUCCAUACCAGACGUGAUCUCGUUAGACUGAAGGGAGGCGGGGGAUCGUCCACACACAACGGAAAAACAACUUGAGGGAGGAAAUAGAAACGGAAAGGGACAAAUAAAUAAAAAGUAGGAGAAAACAAUGCUAUGUACAGAGAGGAAAAUUCUAUUUUCAAUUUGACUUAUUAUAUAUAAGCUCCCGACGAUGACGAUGAUGACGAUGAUGAUGAUGACGAUGAGUAACUUCAGUUGAUAUUUUUCUGUGGAUACUGAAGAUUUUUUCACGGCCUCUUCCUUCACGUGCCCCCCCCCGACCCUCCCUGACCUUUUGUACUUCGUUCUUACUGUUUUAUUUCAAUAUUCCACGGCGACGGCAUUAUUUUUGUCUCAAAACAUGUUUGGACUUGUGCUUCGGAGCGAGAAGAGGAAUCUGUCCGUUCGUUUGUUUCCUCAUCACUGUAGAGUUAUUUUUUUCCCUUUUUUGUUUUAAACGUUCAUUCUUACUGUGGUCAAUAAUAUUGUAUUUAAUUAUUUUCAAGGUAUUAUUUAUUAAUAUGCUUUUCAAGUUCUGUUGGAUCCAUGUGUGCUGUGUAAAAAUCAUUCCCUCCGUGUUGUUGAUGUCACUAGGAUCACACAGGUUAGCCUGGCUGCUGUCUGUCUGUUGUCGUGGAAUGGUAGCACUGACAGACUGGUACCCAGGCUGGUUAUAGAUCCACUACUGUGGUUUCUCUGGUUUGUGUGCUCCCUCUCUCAUCUCUUUCAUUUAGCUGAGGAAACUUUACUGCAGCGUCCAUCCUUAGUUGUUUUCACAUUAAAGAAAUAUUAUUAAAAUAGUAUUGAAAUUGGCAUCAUAGUUACACACAGCAAAUUUUCAUUAUGGGGAGGGGGACAAAAUGAUUUCAAUCCAGUGUAUUACUACGGUACCUUGUUAAAUGUAAGCACUUCUAUUUUCAUGCAGGGUGUAUCUUUGACUCAUUUUUUCACCAAGUCAUUCAAGGAAAACAAAACCCCAAGUAUAUUGAAGUUGCAUUUGGAACAGAGAACAAACUGCAUGGCUUUUCAUGCCUGCUAUCGCUGUCAGUCUCUCCUCUCUCUCCUGUCACUCACCAGAGUCCAGUAGCUCUAUAAUGUGUGGUCUGAUUUAGAGUGGUCAGUGUGACUGUGCUAGAAUGUUGAAUGCCUGACCGAGACGGUCUGUGACAGAAGCAUCACGCACCGCAUCCACACUAAAGGGCCGACCCGAACGGUACUGUGAUGGCUUGGGGAUUUUCUUUGGCUCUUUCCAGAACUUUUGUGGAUGUGGAACCAGGCCAGCCCAGUACAGCUUGGCUCAGUUAGGCCCUAUAGUGUGGAAUGGGCCAUAGUGGUUUUGAUACCAUUAUUCUGUCCUUCGUUCUAUUAGCCUUCUGUUCCCUUCCUGUGUACACAGUUAGUAUUAUUUAUUAUUUCCUCUCUUAGUUUUGGUUGAUUCAUGAUUAUGCAUUGCUAUUGUCAUGAUAUUUCUUUAGUAAUUCUAUGAUUCAUGAAUAUGCAUUGCUAUUGUCCUAUGAUAUUUCUUUAGUAAUUCUAUGAUUCAUGAAUAUGCAUUGCUAUUGUCUUAUGAUAUUUCUUUAGUAAUUAUAUGAUUCAUGAAUAUGCAUUGCUAUUGUCUUAUGAUAUUUCUUUAGUAAUUCUAUGAUUCAUGAAUAUGCAUUGCUAUUGUCUUAUGAUAUUUCUUUAGUAAUUCUAUGAUUCAUGAAUAUGCAUUGCUAUUGUCCUAUGAUAUUUCUUUAGUAAUUCUAUGAUUCAUGAAUAUGCAUUGCUAUUGUCUUAUGAUAUUUCUUUAGUGAUUAUAUGAUUCAUGAAUAUGCAUUGCUAUUGUCUUAUGAUAUUUCUUUAGUAAUUCUAUGAUUCAUGAAAAUAUGCAUUGCUAUUGUCCUAUGAUAUUUCUUUAGUAAUUAUAGGAUUCAUGCUAUUUAAAAGGUCAUUGUCGCUUGAUCUGCAUCAUUGUAACAAACCAAUUCUGUUUUAGUUUUUUUUCCUUCUGUCUGUUGUGCUAUUGAAUGAUGUCAAUAUCACAACAGAGGCUUGGAGCAUUUUGAUGGUCUCUGGGCUCUACUCUACUGUGUUGUUUGAUAAUUGUAUGAAUUAAACCGAUAGAUACAGCAAGACGACAGACAAGUAAUGGUAUGCUCUGGCCUCUGCAAGAAGUAGAGCUAGUCAAUAAAUCACUGUGUACGAGGGGUUGAAUCAAGGUGCUUUUGCAGAAGUAAUUUAUGUUCCUGUUCUUGAAUGUUCUUUGGACGUGAAGCAUGUUUUUUGUGCAACUGUCUUUUCUUGAAUGCAGCCUAUUCAUAUGAUGGAGUCGCGAUGACGAUACGUUUUGUUGACCUUUACUGUUUUGAAUGAGCUUGGCGAU